AUGUCUGAAUACUGGAAAUCCACGCCCAAGUAUUGGUGCAAACAUUGUACCACCUAUGUCAAAGACACCUCUUUUGAGCGUAAACAACAUGAGAGUACUGCCAAACAUCAGAACAAUCUUAAACGCUUUCUCCGAGACAUCCAGAACGGCCAUGAACGCGCCGAGCGAGACAAACAACGGGCAAAGGCUGAAGUCGACCGAUUAAAAGGCACUUUUGGCUCAUCCUCCGAACUUGCAAAUUCUCCAAACUCGGCCCAACGGUCUGGCCUAGCCCCGACUAAGAACACAGGCUCAGUGCGCCCGUCAGCAGCCGAUCAAAAAAGACAAUGGGCGCAGCUUGCCGAUAUGGGCAUCAAAAUCCCUCAGCAAGCCCGCUCAGAGGUGGCUAUGGCGGGCGACUGGUCCGCCGUCUCCAACGACGUAACCACGACUGAUCACCAACAACGAGAAAAGCCUUUGAGCGUCGGAAUAAAAAAGCGGAAGCUCGAAGGCCAGGAAGAGGAUGUCACAGAAGGUGGCAGUUUUACUGGACGUGGAUGGGGCAACGCAACUAAGCGCUUUCCCGCGCGUGAUGGCACCGACUUGGACGAUUUGCUGUCCGGCCCAUUACUGAACGUGAUCAAGAAAGAUAAACAGGAAACCCAGGUGACAUCGAUACCUAGGGCGCCGGAGAAUCAGAUUGAACAGGCUGCGCAAGACCGAAUUGGAACCCAACCUGUCAAUGCCAACCAAGAUUUGGCCUCUGCCAACUUGGAGUGUCAAGAGAUCGACAAGGCAACGAAGGGCGAGGAUAAUCUCCUGGUCAAGAAAGAAGAGACAUAUGAUGCCCUAGCAGGGUCCACGGUGGACAACAUUCCAGAAGAAACACCAAUACCAGUGUUCAAACGCCGGAAAGCCAAGGUGUCAUGA
Messenger RNA from Exophiala bonariae, 909 nucleotides. RefSeq lists its product as uncharacterized. Gene Ontology annotation, cellular component: precatalytic spliceosome; nucleus. The transcript has 2 exons. The coding region runs from base 1 to 909 and encodes 302 amino acids. The record is from RefSeq and is a predicted model, not a curated record. Gene Ontology annotation, biological process: mRNA splicing, via spliceosome. NCBI's taxonomy places the organism in Eukaryota, Fungi, Ascomycota, Eurotiomycetes, Chaetothyriales, Herpotrichiellaceae. Gene Ontology annotation, molecular function: zinc ion binding; RNA binding.